UGCUGUUCAUUUUGUGGAUCACUCACUUAUCGCUUGUUUUGGCACUUGUUUUCUUUUAUGGAUGGAUGAUCCCAUUGCGCGGACACGUCGUCAGCACACCAUCCCAUACGCCAACACCGCUAUCUACUUCCUCAGCUGCGUACUAUUUUUCAAGGAUACACCCCUCGCAGUGAAUACCUUUAGACGCCGAGAAAGAAGGGUUGACUGGCAAGGAAAAAAAAUAGUAUGGGUUGGGGGAACAAUUAGUAUGGUUGCUGCACACUUCUUUGUCACCCGUUAAAACAUAAAGGCAUCUUCAAUGGGUGUCUAUUUUUCUUUUCCAAGACAGUUGAAUCGGAAUGCAUCGGGACUCAGCAAAACCCUUCCCAAGCUUUUUUUUUAUAAUUUUUUCAAUUUUCAGAUCGCUCGGCUGGCCAAGUUCUCUUAUGCAAGCUCGUUUGGAAGCUAUUAAAAAUCAACUACAGCCAAUGUCUGCACACAAGAGUCCAGUCACCUGCCACGUCUUGAUCGCUUCGACAGGCAUUCCGGGAAAGAAUGUUGCGGUUAAGAUUGAACAAUUAGAUCAAGCGACUGCCGACUUCAAGGUGCUGUCCACCUCCGAGACCAACGACGAUGGCCGUUGCCCCACACUUUUACCUGCCAACCACCAAAUUGAAAAAGGCAUCUAUCGUGUCACAUUCGAAACUAAAAAGUACUUUGAAGGCCAAGGUCAGGCCUGCUUUUACCCAUAUGUGCAGAUCGUCUUUGAGUUGGCCAACCCAGAACAGCAUUAUCAUAUUCCAUUGUUAAUCAGUCCUUACUCCUACACUACGUACAGAGGUAGUUAGUUAAAUAAAAUCGCAUUCGUUUUCUUGGAGCUGGCUGGCUGGUGCCAAAUUCCCGCGUGGGACGGUACGUGGGUACCCUGACCUCUACCAAACUCAGACCCAUACGACCGUC
Umbelopsis ramanniana AG is the source of this 939-nucleotide messenger RNA. RefSeq lists its product as uncharacterized. Gene Ontology annotation, molecular function: hydroxyisourate hydrolase activity. NCBI's taxonomy places the organism in Eukaryota, Fungi, Mucoromycota, Umbelopsidomycetes, Umbelopsidales, Umbelopsidaceae. The transcript has 4 exons. The record is from RefSeq and is a predicted model, not a curated record. Gene Ontology annotation, biological process: purine nucleobase metabolic process. The coding region runs from base 339 to 827 and encodes 162 amino acids.